Molecule: messenger RNA, 2226 nt
Organism: Blepharisma stoltei
Lineage: Eukaryota; Ciliophora; Heterotrichea; Heterotrichida; Blepharismidae
Source: the annotation of a GenBank genome assembly
AUGACCGAAGACGCUUUUUCUUUAGAAGCAAAAGAUGGGGUGAGGUGCUCAUGGAUGAAGUGGCCGAGUAAAAAAUUUUUGGCUGAUAGGAUAGUUGUGCCUGUAAGUGUCUUUUAUACACCUUUGAAGCAAAUUGAAGGCUUAGGUCUGGUAGAAUAUGAGCCACUUUUUUGCAAUAUUUGUAAAGGCGUGCUAAAUCCUUAUGUCGGGGUCGAUUUUAAAGCAAAAGUAUGGAGCUGUCCUCUGUGCUUUAAUAAAAACGCAUUCCCGCCACACUAUAAAGAAUAUAUCUCAGAGAGUAGCAUUCCAUCAGAAAUGACGCCUCAGUUUACCACAAUGGAGUAUAUUUUAGGCCACUCUGAGCUUGUCCCCUCUAUCUAUUUAUUUAUUAUUGAUACUUGUUGUACAACUGAAGAAUUAAAUUCUUUAAAAUCCUCAAUAAUAAACUCAUUGAGCUUAAUUCCAGAAAACUCGUAUAUAGGCAUAUUAACAAUUGGCAAAAAUGUAUUUUUAUAUAAUCUUGGCUGAAAAGAAGGGGGAAGGUGCUAUACUUUUAAAGGGGAUAGGAUUUAUGACCCUAAAAACAUCAAGGACCAGCUAGGAAUUAAUCAUCAUGACCCAAGAGGAAAUAUUGCUGGGGGGAGGAAAUUUUUUACCACAAAAAGUGAGUCUGAGUUUUCACUAAUAGGGAUUAUUGAAAAAAUAAAGCCUGAUAUUUGGCCAACUGCAGUUGGAGAUAGGCAGUAUAGAUGUACAGGGACUGCUCUAAAUGUGGCUGUUUCUUUGCUAGAGUUAGCAUAUCCUAAGCGCAAUUCAAAAAUUUUGCUGUUUGUGGCUGGAGUAUGUACUGCUGGACAAGGGAUGAUAGUAAGUGUAGAUAUUAAAGAAACAAUAAGGACACAUAUGGAUAUAAGGAACCAAAAUACAGUAAAUAUGAAGCCAGCGAUUGAGUAUUAUAAGCAAUUAGCAAAAAGAGCAGUAGGCAAUGGGAUUUCUGUUGAUGCAUUUUUCUGUGCUGUAGAUCAGACUGGGAUUUUGGAGAUGAAAUCUCUAUGUGAGGAAACAGGCGGACAUAUUAUUUUGACGGACUCUUUUAAUACAGAAAUUUUCCAAAGAUCGUUGACUCGACUAUUAGGAGAAAAUCCUGAGACUUUUGCAGUCGGGUCUGAUGCUGUUAUUCAGAUACACACAGAGAAAAAUUUGGGAAUUGCUGCAAAAAUUGGGCCUGGAGGAAAUCAUGUUCAUGACAAAACCCAAAAAAAGCUUGAAGAGUUCAUCACUGUGCUGCCAAGCAUAGAUUCUAAUACAACGAUUUCCUAUAUUAUUGAUUUCCCAGAAAGAUAUGAUAAGCAGCAUGGUUUUUACUUUUUGCAGUUCCAAACAAAUUAUCGGCAUUUUGAUGGGAGAAAAAGGCUAAGGGUGACUACAGUGAAAUUUCCAAUAGUCAAUAAUGAUAUAGAUAUCACACAUUUUAUCCCUGGAUUUGACCAAGAAUCAGCUGCUGUAGCAGUUGCGAGAUGGGCUGUAAUUAAAUUGGAGUCUAAAGAGCCUUUAGAAGUGAUUAGAUGGAUAGAUCGCACCUUAGUCAGACUGAUAAAAGUUUUUGCAUCUUAUCUUGUCGAUUCCAAAGAGUCUUUUAAGCUCUGCAGAGAAUUUUCACUAUUCCCCCAAUUCAUGUUCUAUAUGCGACGAUCUCAAUUCCUCCAAACCUUCAAUAUUUCUCCAGACGAAAGCUCAUACUACAGAUCAUUGAUUUUAAGCGAAAACAUAACAAAUUCUUUAUUAAUGGUCCAGCCAGCUUUACUUGAAUAUUCUUUUGAAUCCCCUGAGUCUCGCCCUGUACUUCUUGACAUAGUUUCUUUAAAACAUGAUGUGAUUUUACUAAUGGACUCGUUUUUUAUUGUACUUGUAUGGCAUGGAGACACUAUUGCAAGCUGAAGAAAAGCAGAAUACCAGAAUAAAGAAGGAUAUGAGCAUUUUAAGAUGCUCUUACAAUUACCAUUGGAUGAUGCCCAAGGAAUUUUAAAUGAAAGGUUUCCUGUCCCUAAAUUUAUAGUCACUGAUUGUGGGAGAACACAAGAUAGAUGCUUAAAAGCUAGGGUUAACCCGUCAACAGGAGGAAAUGUUGAGAACUUGCCAGGUGACGGCGGGAAUUAUCUUACUGAUGAUGCAAAUUUGAAGAUGUUCACAGAUUCUAUGAUAGAAUAUGUAAUCAAACCACAGUAA